Messenger RNA from Rotaria sordida, 804 nucleotides. The record is from the annotation of a GenBank genome assembly. NCBI's taxonomy places the organism in Eukaryota, Metazoa, Rotifera, Eurotatoria, Philodinida, Philodinidae.
AUGCAUUCCGUAUUUCGAAUUCGAGAAAUCAAACCAAUCAACAAGGAUAACCGUCUCUGGCAGGUGGAUCUGUCACUGACUAGUGAUACUGAUCCAGAGCUGCAAACUUUAACAGAAUGCUUACGUAAUGAAACAUUUCCAACUGAAAGUGGAUGGUAUCGAUUAGGUGCAUUAUUGAUUACAAUGGGUCAAUUUGAUAAUGCUUAUCAAGUAUACGAAAUGCUAUUGAAGCAGACACAUGAUGAUUGGGAAAAGGCGAAUAUUUAUCAUCAACUUGGACGAGUUCAGGAUUACAAAGGAGAAUAUGCAGAAUCGAUUAGAUUCAAUGAAAAAGCACUUGAAAUCAAACAAAAAACCCUUCCUCCAGAUGAUUACAAUUUGGCUGUCACUUACAACAAUAUCGGUUUGGUAUAUGAGAAAAUGAGCGAGUAUUCAAAAGCUCUUUCAUUCGGUGAAAAAGCGCUCGAAAUCAAACAAAAAAUCCUUCCGCCAAAUCAUCCUGCUUUGGCUAAUUCUUACAACAAUAUCGGCUUGGUGUAUGAUAAGAUGGGCGAGUAUUCAAAAGCUCUUUCGUUUCAAGAAAAAGCACUUGCUAUCAAACAAAAAUGUUUUCCUCCGAAUCAUCCUGAGUUAGCUAUUACUUAUAACAAUCUCAGUCGGGUAUAUACCAAUAUGGCUGACUAUUCGAAAGCACUUUUAUUCUGUGAACGUGCUCUGCAUAUUGGACAAAGUUCGUUACCUCCAAAUCAUCCUGACCUUCAAAAAUAUCAAAAAGACAUUGAAAGUUUAAGAAAGAAAAUAUAA